AUGAUCCGGGGAAAUCCAAGCAACAAAGCGACCAGCUCCAACAGCAGCUCCAUAGGCCAAGGCAAGCGGAGAAGAGGUUUGACAAUACUAGAGAAGUAUGAUAUCUGUAAAAGGAGAACCGAGUCAAAGGAGAACGAGAAAAUAAACUUGGAAGAGUUCGCAAAGCUGUUUCCAGGUAUGUGAAUAACUUAAUGAAGAAUGCAUGUGAGAUAAUGAGAUACUUACUGGAAUAAAAAUGGUUCUAGAUCCGGUAACUGGUGCCCCGCUUUCGAAGUCCACACUUUCGAUGAUAUUAAAAAAUAGUCAAUAGCAUUUAAAUAUCGAUUUAAAUGUGAGCGAUAACUGGAAGAAGAAAGCCCCAAGGCAACUAUUUCCUGUCCUGGAGACUCACAUAAGCGAGUGGGUUUACCGGGCUCAGCUUGCAAGAGUAAUUAUGACAGACGAUGUGAUUCUUGCUGUAGCAAGAAAGUUUGUUCAAGAAAUAGUGGCACUACAAGAUGAGGAGGCUAGUGCAGGAGAGGAUUAUACAGGAUUUGAGUUCUCCUCUGGUUGGCUGGCUGGUUUGAAGAACUGGUGUGGAUUGGGCAGGGUGAAGACACAAGGAGAAACUGAGGUAGAUAACCUGGAGGCAUAUGGUAUACCGGAGAUAAAGGCUAGAUUAAGAGAAAGUUUGAAAGAUUUUGCCCCAAGGAAUAUAUAUAACUGCGACGACCUUGCCCUAUAGUAAGUAUUAUAUACCUAAUAGUUCUUUUGUGGACAAAAUAUAA
Molecule: messenger RNA, 767 nt
Organism: Tuber aestivum (summer truffle)
Lineage: Eukaryota; Fungi; Ascomycota; Pezizomycetes; Pezizales; Tuberaceae
Source: the annotation of a GenBank genome assembly